UUUUCAUCUUGAAUAAAAUAAGAAAGGUUUCCCAGAAAGUGACAGCGAGCUUUGGAGUGAGGACAUUUGUACUGUAUCUUAGGAGUGAUGGCGGCGUCUGCACCUUCCUCGUCUGGCAACGAACCGGAUCCCAACUCGACAAAUUUACGACCACCAGGCUCAAGCUAUGACGCUUGGUGUGGAGUUGCUCACGGAUGUUCUAGAAAAUUGGGAAUGAAGAUAUGUGGAUUUUUGCAGAAGAACAACAACCUCGAGGAGAAGAUUAGUUCCUUCAAGGAAAGAUCGUCUAAGGACCUGCUGGAUAACAGCGACAGGGAUUCCCGUUUCAGACGCACCGAGACGGACUUUUCCAAUCUAUUUGCUAGAGAUUUAUUACCAGCUAAAAAUGGAGAGGAGCCAACUAUGCAGUUUUUGUUGGAGGUGGUGGAUAUCCUCACAAACUACGUCCGGAAGACCAUUCGAAGAUCCACCAAGGUCCUGGACUUCCACCACCCCCACCAGCUGCUGGAAGGCAUGGAGGGCUUCAACCUGGAGCUAUCUGACCAACCUGAAUCUCUGGAGCAGAUCCUGGUGGACUGUAGGGAUACCCUGAAAUAUGGAGUGAGAACAGGUCACCCCAGGUUUUUCAAUCAGCUAUCUACUGGCUUAGACAUCAUUGGCUUGUCAGGAGAAUGGCUCACCUCCACUGCAAACACUAACAUGUUCACCUAUGAGAUUGCCCCAGUCUUCGUGCUCAUGGAACAGCUGACGCUGAAGAAGAUGAGGGAGAUCAUUGGCUGGCCUGAUGGAGAGGGCGAUGGGAUCUUCUCACCAGGUGGAGCGAUAUCCAACAUGUACAGUGUGAUGAUCGCCCGCUACAAGUUCUUCCCUGAAGUCAAGACCAAAGGCAUGACUGCUGCCCCCAGACUGGUGCUCUUCACCUCCGAGCAUAGCCACUACUCUAUAAAGAAAGCCAGUGCUGCUCUGGGCUUUGGAACAGAAAACCUGAUCCUGUUGAGCACAGAUGAGAGAGGGAGAGUCAUUCCCGCUGAUUUGGAAGCCAAGGUCAUCGAUGCCAAGGCGAGGGGUUGUGUCCCAAUGUUCGUGAAUGCUACAGCUGGUUCCACAGUGUAUGGAGCAUUCGAUCCCAUCCACGAGAUUGCAGACAUCUGCGAGAAAUACAACAUGUGGUUACAUGUGGAUGGUGCGUGGGGAGGAGGCCUACUGAUGUCCAGGAAGCACAGGCACAAGCUGUGUGGCGUAGAGAGGGCCAACUCGGUCACCUGGAACCCUCACAAGAUGAUGGGUGUGCCACUGCAGUGUUCUGCCAUUCUGGUCAGAGAGAGGGGAGUUUUAUCAGGCUGCAACUCCAUGUGCGCUGGCUACCUCUUCCAACCAGACAAACAGUACGAUGUAUCGUACGACACGGGGGACAAGGCCAUCCAGUGUGGACGACAUGUAGAUAUCUUCAAAUUCUGGCUCAUGUGGAAAGCGAAGGGAACAAUAGGGUUUGAACAGCACAUCGACAAGUGUUUGGACCUCUCGCAUUAUCUCUACACUAAAAUAAAGGGUCGCGAGGGCUAUCAGAUGGUGUUCGAUGGAGAGCCCCAGCACACAAAUGUCUGCUUCUGGUACCUUCCGCCAGGCAUUCGUGACAUGCCCGAUGGUCAGGAGAAGAGGGAGAAGUUGCAUAAGGUGGCCCCCAAGAUCAAGGCAUUGAUGAUGGAGUCUGGAACUACCAUGGUGGGCUACCAGCCUCAGGGAGACAAGGUCAACUUUUUCCGAAUGGUCAUCUCCAAUCCUGCCGCCACCAGGUCAGAUAUCGACUUCUUGACCGAUGAGAUUGAGAGACUGGGGCAGGACUUGUAAUGGCCACACCCAUUAGGAGGAUGUUGCCCUUUGACCUUUCAUUCUCAGCUUUGUCAUGUCCAGCUCUAAAAAGACCCUGAGCUACACUGAGCUUCAUAUUCCUGUUGUCUCUUGACCAAUCAUGUAGGACUUUGAAUCUUCAGCUGCUUAUAGGUCUUUUUAGACCACAGGUAACCUUCAGAAUAAUAAAUGUGGGUCUCAUAUGUUUCCUGUCUGUUCUGUCUUUUAGCAGUGACUAUGCCAUUGUUAGAUUUAACUAUUGUACAGUAUAGCCUAUGUAAGAGAAUACAUAUUCACAUACUGAGUGACCUUGAGCAACCUUUUCAGUAGAGACAGAGGACAAUGCAAGGCACCUCAUGGCAUAGAUAUGUGCAGUAUUGUAAUAUACAGUACUAGUCUAAAGUUUGGAGACACCUACUCAUUCCAGGAGUUCUUUAUUAUUACGAUUUUCUAUGUUGUAGAAUAGUAGUGAAGACAUCAAAAGUAUGAAAUAAUACAUAUGGAAUCAUGUAGAAACCAAAAAAGUGUUGAGAUUCUUCAAAGUAGCCACCCUUUGCCUUGAUGACAGCUUUGCACACUCUUGGCAUUCUCUCAACCAGCUUCAUGAGGAAUGCUUUUCCAACAGUCUUGAAGGAGUUCCCACAUAUGCUGAGCACUUGUUGGCUGCUUUUCCUUCACUCUGCGGU
Oncorhynchus nerka (sockeye salmon) is the source of this 2534-nucleotide messenger RNA. It is a transcript of the gene gad1a, whose product is annotated as glutamate decarboxylase 1a. Gene Ontology annotation, molecular function: glutamate decarboxylase activity; pyridoxal phosphate binding. The record is from RefSeq and is a predicted model, not a curated record. Lineage: Eukaryota; Metazoa; Chordata; Actinopteri; Salmoniformes; Salmonidae. Gene Ontology annotation, cellular component: cytoplasm; presynaptic active zone. Gene Ontology annotation, biological process: GABA biosynthetic process.